Procambarus clarkii (red swamp crayfish) is the source of this 507-nucleotide messenger RNA. The record is from RefSeq and is a predicted model, not a curated record. NCBI's taxonomy places the organism in Eukaryota, Metazoa, Arthropoda, Malacostraca, Decapoda, Cambaridae.
AUGCGGGACGAGACCGCCACUCACAGAGUCGACAGGAGAAGGAACAAGGGAGGGGAACCGUGGGAGGGGAAGUUACCAUCACAGGUGAAGAAGACCACAGGGACGUCGAAGGCGACAGAGGCGCAGAGACGGAAACAGGAGCAGAAGCCGGCGGAACUGAAGAGACAGACUGCACCACGGAAGCACCCAAAUGUCGAUGCACCUCCGCAUCCACUGAUGGUCGAAGGCGCGAAUCAGGGGCCCCUAGGUCCGCAGAGCGCACCGGGAGGGCAGACAGAUCAGGGCCAGACGGAGCAGCCGCUGGAACCACCGCAGGAACCACACCAGGCACCUCCACAGGGCGAGAACCCACCGGGGAAUCCCCACGUACAGACAAGUGGGGAAAGUCAGCCUCCACGAAGACCAAAGGGGCCUCAGCACGAGGAGCAUCGCAACCGGCCGCUACGGGGCCCUCAGCGCCACACCGGAAACACGUGCGGGUCUGACCUUAAUAACAGAUCUGCAUAG